Messenger RNA from Cryptomeria japonica (Japanese cedar), 1166 nucleotides. RefSeq lists its product as uncharacterized. Lineage: Eukaryota; Viridiplantae; Streptophyta; Pinopsida; Cupressales; Cupressaceae. The transcript has a single exon. Bases 80 to 553 code for a protein of 157 amino acids. The record is from RefSeq and is a predicted model, not a curated record.
CCAGAGAAAAACAACUAAGAGUUUGUGUGCAUAGUCUUUGUGUACAAGACUCAAGUUCAUAUCUUCGAGAAAGGUGAGAAUGAAGGAAGGCAUAAAUGUUCCAGGCCACUGCCACAUGCUUAAGGCAGAGCACCUGCAAGAUACAUACAAAUGUGAUGGGUGCCAAGAGAGAGGCACAGAAAGGCGAUAUACAUGUCGUGCCUGCAACUUCGACAUGCACAAUUUCUGUGCCACGGCUUUACCUUCCAUUUCCCAUCCAUUAAGUGAUGCAAAGAUGACAUUGCUCUCAAGCCCUGUUGUGAAAGAUAGUCUGUGGUGUUGCGCUUGUGAGAGAUCUGUAUCGGGUUUGAGGUAUUCCUGCACUGCUAGUGGAGACGUUCUGCAUCCCUGCUGUGCACGCCUUCCAAAAUCCUGCACAAUCGACUCCAUUACUUCCCAUCUCUCCAAAAAUUUGUCAGGGGACCCCUGUAAUCUGUGUGAUCAAAGAAACCGAGGAUGGGCUUACGUCUCCAAACAGUACAGCGUCCAUGUUCACUGUUUCAUAGAAGCCUGAGAAUCGCUCUUAUCCUCAACUGUCCAGCGGGCGCCCCCAAAUAACAGCAGCACCCAGCACUUCAUAUCAUCAAGACUCAAUAAGAACUCUGCAGAAGUAUCAGCCGAAUAAAUCCAGUAAUGGGUUUAAGCGCUUCUGUAAAAAGACCAAGCUGUUUGUCAAAGUCAUCCGUGCAAUGAUUUUUGGAGAUCAGAACUCUGUUUUGCAGGUUUAUGCGAACUAUGCGUCAGAUCAGUAAUCGCUUCUGCUCGAUGUGCUCGCGGUUUUACUGGGGUUGUUUGAUGGAGGAGCAGCCCCAGUUUAUUGGCGAUCCUUCAUCAUCCAAAAAAAAAUUGUUUAGUCUUUGGUAUGAUUGUGAAGUUGUUUUGAAUAAUCUGUAAGGAUUGAGUGCAAGAAUCUAUUAUUAUAAGAUAUGAGGUGGGGAUGGUGUCCUAUAUGACUUUGUUAGAAUAAGACUUCUUAUUUCUUAUUUCUUUAAGUGAAGAAAAUUUAGUUUAUGUCAUUCUUAUAACGGUUUGUUUGAAUAAUAUGUGAGGAUCAAGUCAUUCUAUGCCAUUCUUAUAAGGGUCUCUUUGAAUAAUCGGUGGGAUCAAGUCCUGGUCAGUGCAAGAUC